This is a messenger RNA of Physella acuta, 1863 nucleotides long. RefSeq names its product glutathione synthetase. Gene Ontology annotation, cellular component: cytosol. Gene Ontology annotation, molecular function: glutathione synthase activity; glutathione binding; ATP binding. Gene Ontology annotation, biological process: glutathione biosynthetic process. NCBI's taxonomy places the organism in Eukaryota, Metazoa, Mollusca, Gastropoda, Physidae. The record is from RefSeq and is a predicted model, not a curated record.
AUGGCAACCAGUGUAAAAGAGAUUAACCUGACAGAAAGGAGAUUAGAAGAAAUACUGGAUGUGGCAAAUGAUUGGAGCCUAAGCCAUGGUAUAUGCAUCAUGUCUGAUGAUGUGGGAUCAAAGAAAGCAGUUCCUGCCCCUUACAGCCUAUUUCCAAGUGUGGUGCCAGCAUCUGUGCUACAACAGGCAAAGGAUUCUAUGGUGCACUUUAGUCGACUCAUGCAUAAAGUUGCAUUGGACCAUAAUUUUUUAGAGGCCUCACUGAAGAAUGUUAUAAAAGUUGACGAAUUUAUGAAAAAUUUAUGGGACAUCUACCUCAAAGUAAGAGAGAAAGGUGUCAUACAGCCUCUUCAUUUUGGAAUAUUCCGAAAUGACUUCAUGAUGAACUGCCUUGACACAGUUGGUGCUGGUGAAAUAGUUUCUGCUGAUAGAUUAGAACUCAAGCAGAUAGAGUUUAAUGCCAUCUCUUCAAGCUUUGCUGGUCUAACUGAACAGAUGGCAGACCUCCAUAGGUUAACACUUGGUAUGUGUGGGAAAAGCUUUGAGAACAAACAGAUCCCAAUCAACAUCCCAGCUACAAAAAUUGCUGAAGGUUUAAUUAAAGCUUGGGAACUGUAUAGAAAUCCCAAUGCAGUUAUACUGUACAUUGUGAGCAGCUCGGAGAGGAAUAUUAUAGAUCAAAGAUGGCUGGAGUUUAAUGUAUACAAGACCCACCCCCACAUUAGGGUGUUGAGGAGAACUUUUGCUGAAAUUAACGACACAGGCCAUCUUGGCAGUGAACAUCAGCUGUUCAUCAAUGAGGAUGAGGUAGCAGUGUCUUAUUUAAGAGAUGGCUACACAGCAGAGAACUACAAAACUAACAAGGAAUGGGAAGGGAGGCUCCUGGUAGAGCUAUCAAAGUGCAUCAAAUGCCCCUCCAUCCAGUACCAGCUGGUUGGUGCUAAGAAAAUCCAACAGGAGCUUGCACAGCCUGGAGUGCUAGAGAAAUUUAUUCCAGACCCUCAUGUGGUUAAAAUCAUUAGGGCAACAUUUGCGGACUUAUAUACCUUAGACUUUGUACCAGAGGGAGAUGAAGCAGUUAAAAAAGCUUUGAGCACUCCUGACAAAUUUGUCCUAAAGCCACAAAGAGAAGGAGGAGGUCACAAUCUUUACAGUGAGGCCAUCACCCAAUUCUUGACCCAACACUCCAGCGAGAGGGAGGCUUACAUCCUGAUGCAGAGAAUUUUUCCCUGGCAGCAAAAAAAUUAUUUGGUCAAAACUGGGGUGCCAUUUGAGUUAUCCACUGUAGUCAGUGAGCUGGGGAUCUAUGGAGUUUAUAUAGGGUCAGAAGAGGAGGAAGUUGUGAACUAUGAAUGCGGUCACAUGAUGAGGACUAAAAUAUCAGGCACAGAUGAAGGUGGCAUUGUUGCUGGAUUUGCUGUUCUAGACACACCACUAAUUAUAUUCUAGAUUUUCUAUAUUAUGUAUUAAAAUGCUUCAAGAAUUCCCUAUUUUACUGAUUUUAAUCUAUUAGUUUGUACUGAAAAAAUAUUCUAAAUUGUAGAAGAUUGUAAGAAUCAUUACAGAAAAUUAUUAAGGAAGUAUUACAUAAACAAACCAAAACAAUAUGUUGUAAUAAUCAUCAACACAAUUAAACAAACCUAUAACCAGUUUUUUAAUUAUUUAUAUAUGGUGAAGGAUGAAAGAAAAAUAAUGUAUUUUUGCCACUUGUAAGAUAUUUUAUUUCAUGCAAUGUUUGAAUCAUAGCAGUAUGAAGUUAUCUCAGGUGUUCUAGGAAUUCAAACACAUUUAAUGACAACUGUAUGUAAUGUCGUCCUAUGUACUUAAUCAUGUAUAUUUAUGUAUCAGUUAAUUUUUUUUGUC